CUCUCAGCUGGGGAGGGGCCCUGAAGUUCUAGCUGGGGCGGUCAGGGCCUGCUUCAUGGGUGUGUCCCUGUGCGUCAGCCCGAACCCUCUGUGUAGCUUAAUGUUCUACUGACAUCUACUAAGGGGCCUCCCGUUUUCCUGCUGCCGGUUGUGUCUGGUGCUCGGGGUGACCAGGUGCACACUCCCUCCUGCCACCCCCCACCUCCAGGAUAGGCCAGAGACCUGGCACCUGGCCAACAGCCCCUCCUCCCCUCCCCAGGCCUUGCAAGUGUGGGGGGAGGGGGAAGCUGGGAGCCGGCUGGCAGCCGGGCCACCGCUGCUGACCUGGACAGUGGCAGGGGUCUCCGCGGGGGUUGGGCAGGUAAGGGUGGGACAGAACCUGGUGGGAGUUGGGGUUCAGGCUGGAGUCAGCGCUGGCUUCCUCCUGGCUCCACUUCCUGCUGCGGCCGGCGGUGUGGGCCCUGCACAUUAAUGUUCUCUGGGCCUCAGUUUCCCCUUCUGUAAAUGGUACUGAAAUAUCCCUGCCUCUGUGGGUUGUAUGAACUCAGACAUGGUGGCCCGGCCUUGGGGCUUCUGACGCACUUGGCACCUAGUCGGGGGCCUCAUUCAGUCGGCCCUGCCCGGCCCGGGGCCCCUUCAGCUGGCUCCCUGCUCACAGCCUCACGCUGGGAAGUUCCAAGGCCCAGGCUCUGCUGGCCUUCAUGGGAUUUGGACUUGGCCUCCACCUGGGAAGUGGCUUCUUCUUCCUCCAAAGGCUGGCCCAGCCCUGGGGCCCAGGACACAGAGGCUCCUGUUUGCUGGCCCUACCCCUGUGUGGGGCGUUCACUGUUGAAUUGGCCCACACAGAUCCCGUGUCUUUGUGGGGUGGUGACCUCCCAGGAGUGAGCCACCAGCCACUUCCUCCAGACAGGAGAAGAUGACCCCUGGUGGGUCUGGUGGCUACUUCAGGGUCUGCUGAAAGCUCUGGUGACCAUGACCAUGACCAUGAAACUGAGGACCCCGCUCCUUUGCCACUGCGGGCCCUGCGGCUGCCAGAAGGAGCAGCGGUCAGCAGUGUUCGUGGUCCUCUUUGCCCUCGUCACCAUCCUCAUCCUCUACAGCUCCAGCAGUGCCAAUGAGGUCUUCCAUUACGGCUCCCUGCGGGGUCGCAGCCACCGGCCUGUCAACUUCAAGAAGUGGGACAUCGCCAAUGCCUACAUCCCUCUCCUUGGCAACAAGACGCUGCCCUCCCGGUGCCACCAGUGUGUGAUCGUCACCAGCUCCAGCCACCUGCUGGGCACCAAGCUGGGGCCCGAGAUCGAGCGGGCCGAGUGCACCAUCCGCAUGAACGACGCGCCCACCACGGGCUACGCGGCCGACGUGGGCAACAAGACCACCUUCCGCGUGGUGGCGCACUCCAGCGUGUUCCGCGUGCUGCGCAGGCCCCAGGAGUUCGUCAACCGGACCCCGGAGACCGUGUUCAUCUUCUGGGGGCCCCCGAGCAAGAUGCAGAAGCCGCAGGGCAGCCUGGUGCGCGUGAUCCAGCGGGCGGGCCUGGCCUUCCCCGGCCUGGAGGCCUAUGCCGUCUCUCCCGGCCGCAUGCAGCAGUUCGACGAGCUCUUCCGGGGUGAGACGGGCAAGGACAGGGAGAAGUCCCACUCAUGGCUGAGCACCGGCUGGUUUACCAUGGUGAUAGCGGUGGAGCUGUGUGACCACGUGCACGUUUACGGCAUGGUGCCCCCUGACUACUGCAGCCAGCGGCCCCGCCUGCAGCGCAUGCCCUACCACUACUACGAGCCCAAGGGGCCGGACGAGUGCGUCACCUACAUCCAGAACGAACACAGCCGCAAGGGCAACCACCACCGCUUCAUCACCGAGAAACGGGUCUUCUCGUCCUGGGCGCAGCUCUACGGCAUCACCUUCUCCCACCCGGCCUGGGCCUAGGCCACGCCUGCCGGGGCCACGCCCCUCGGCCGCUGCUGGCCAAUCCAGGCUGGCUGCAGCGUCUCCCAGCCAAUCGGGGCCUCGAUGAGGCUGUGGGGGUGUGGCCUCCAGCCAGUCGGCCCCGGGGGGUAUCUCUUGGCCAAUCAGGGAUGUGGGAUGUUUGGGUUAAUCAGGGGUGUCAGGGUCUGAGCAUAGUCAGGGUAUUGGGGUGCUUCUGAGUCGAUUUGAGGCGGACACAGCCUUUCCCAUGAGGCCUUGGUUCAGAGCCCCAGGAAUGGCCCCCAGGUCUCUUGGUUUGUGGCUGGGACACUGGGGGUCCUGUCCCAGGGAGCAGGGAGUUUUGUGUUGCCCCCUCAAGUGCCAGCAAACGGAGGGGUUGGAGGGGGCGGGGCCGCGGGCUCCCGGGAAGGGAGUGGCUUGUGGGGAGGCCCCAGGGCUCCGAGGCUGGCGUCCAGCUCCUGGCUCCUGUGUCCUGGGCUGUGGUGGAUAAGCCCCUUCCCCGGGCAGCUUCUGCGGGCCGGAGACCCUCCUCCCCCACUGAGUCCCGCGGGUCCGUUUUCCCUGGGACCGGAGCCCCCAAGCCACUGCUGAGCCCCCAGUGGUGGCAGGGGGACCUGGGGUGCCUCUCCCCGCCUCCUUGAGGAAUACUUUCAGGAAUUUCUGUGUAAACUUCCCCAGGCUUGGGGGACUCCACAGGGAGGGGACAAACUUUAAAACAGUCUUCUGGGCCCCUCAGCCCAGCUGCCGAGAGCUUGGCUCUUAAAGGGCCAGGCCUCUCUUUUCCACCUGUCGGAGAAGCCUUUGGUUGAGACAGGGGGACCCUGACCAACUGGGGUUCCACGGGGUCUCCGUGUGAGGCUGACAGGGGCUUCCGAGGAUCUCCCUGGCGCCAGGCCUGGGAUGGCUCUAGGGAGCCAGGAGCUGCGUCCCUGGCUCCUGGCCCUAAUCAGGCACUUUAUUGACGCUGUUCGUUCUGUGGGCGGGCGGGCGCCCUGCUCUGCCAGAGCCUGGAAGGCCAGGGCUGGAAGCGGGUGCACAGGGGGCGCUGGGGGGCGGUGACUGCCCCAUCUUGGUUUUGUAAUGAUUCCUACAGGAAUAAACACGUCUGAGCUCCA
Messenger RNA from Lepus europaeus (European hare), 3038 nucleotides. It is a transcript of the gene ST6GALNAC6, whose product is annotated as ST6 N-acetylgalactosaminide alpha-2,6-sialyltransferase 6. The record is from RefSeq and is a predicted model, not a curated record. Bases 973 to 1923 code for a protein of 316 amino acids. Gene Ontology annotation, molecular function: alpha-N-acetylgalactosaminide alpha-2,6-sialyltransferase activity. Gene Ontology annotation, biological process: oligosaccharide metabolic process; ganglioside biosynthetic process. NCBI's taxonomy places the organism in Eukaryota, Metazoa, Chordata, Mammalia, Lagomorpha, Leporidae. The transcript has 5 exons.